UCCAAACCCCAAACUUCAAAACCCUAAAAUAAUUCACUCUCCAGUCUACGCUCUCUUUUGCCAAGUUUAAACGGACAAUAACAUCUCUUCUCUAUUUAAUUUUUCAUUUCUGCUCCCUCCUUACUCUCUCAGUAAAGCCCUUUAUUGGCUGAUUCUUGUUUCUGGUUUUCAAUCUCCACACCUUUCUAUGGCUAAGCUUCUACGAAACACUUCUUUGCUUAAACGUGCUCUCAUAGCGCCCCGGGACUUGCAGAGACUUAAAGGAGUAAUUUUCGGAGUUCCUUCUCAGUUUUGUAACUAUUCCUCUAAAGGUAAAAGGAAAUCCAAGUCAGAUGGAAGUGACUCCAGUGAAGUAAAUAUGUCAAAGAAAGAGCUUGCAUUACAGCAAGCUUUGGAUCAGAUUACUAGCUCAUUUGGGAAAGGAUCAAUUAUGUGGCUUGGUCGGUCUGUAUAUUCCCGACAUGUUCCAGUGGUGUCCACGGGUUCUUUUGCAUUGGAUGUAGCUCUAGGUGCUGGUGGGCUCCCAAAGGGGCGUGUUGUGGAGAUUUAUGGUCCAGAGGCUUCUGGAAAAACAACUCUUGCACUACAUGUAAUUGCUGAGGCACAAAAACAAGGAGGUAAUUGUGUUUUUAUUGAUGCUGAGCACGCUCUUGAUUCAUCAUUAGCUGAGGCUAUUGGAGUAAACACAGAAAAUUUGCUUCUUUCACAACCUGACUGUGGCGAACAAGCUCUGAGUCUUGUGGAUACCCUGAUCCGAAGUGGUUCUGUUGAUGUAGUUGUUGUUGACAGUGUAGCAGCUUUAGUGCCUAAAGGUGAACUUGAUGGUGAGAUGGGUGAUGCUCACAUGGCAAUGCAAGCUAGAUUGAUGAGUCAGGCACUUCGGAAAUUGAGCCAUUCUUUAUCAUUAUCACAAACCAUUUUAAUUUUUAUAAAUCAGGUGCGGGCAAAGCUCUCUACUUUUGGAGGCUUUGGUGGGCCCACUGAAGUUACAUGUGGUGGGAAUGCCUUGAAGUUCUAUGCUUCAGUUCGCAUAAAUAUUAAGAGAAUAGGGCUUGUCAAGAAGGGUGAAGAGACUAUUGGAAGUACAGUACAGGCAAAGAUUGUUAAGAACAAACUUGCCCCUCCAUUUAAAACUGCCCAGUUUGAACUGGAGUUUGGCAAGGGGAUAUGCCGAGAAGCAGAGAUCAUCGACUUGGCUCUAAAAUAUAAAUUUGUAACCAAGUCUGGUUCAUUCUUUGGUCUUAAUGGUCAGAGUUUUCAUGGUAAGGAUGUCUUUAAAAGGUUUCUGUCUGGGAAUGAUUCUGUGAGGGAAGAACUCAUUACGAAGCUGAAAGAGAAGCUUCUAAUUUCUGACAAUGAACCAGAUGCUGUGGCUACUGAUGGACACUCUUCCAAAGAUACAGUUACACCUGAUGGUAUCGAUGAGGAAGCAGUAGCUGCAGUUGAAGCAUAGGUGUACAAAUGUAUUAAACAUUGAUUGAAGCUUGCCUCAUUCCAUGGGCUAGGCUCAUUGUUGUACGGGAUCUGCCGCUGCCUCCUGAUUUAUUAGUUGCAUGUGGGAAUUGUGAAUUUCAGAGGUCAAUGAAGAAGAAUUUGAUCAGACAGUGAAGGCCUUGGGUUCAUAGCUGCAUGCUAUCCCACUUUCGACAAAUUUUCAGAGUCAUCUUCAUUACUAAUUGUCAAAGUCAGGAACAUUCCUUAUGCUACGUAAUAGAAAUGGAAAUUUUCAAGUUAUAGAAACAAUCUUAAUUACUUUUGUAUUUUCCUCUGUUGCGGCAUGGCCUUCCCACUGCAGCCAACCGCCCCUGGAACUUGAAUUCUUGAAUUCAAUGAAUAAUCUCCAUUGGCGAUUCUCACCA
Mangifera indica (mango) is the source of this 1859-nucleotide messenger RNA. Its product is annotated as DNA repair protein recA homolog 3, mitochondrial-like. The record is from RefSeq and is a predicted model, not a curated record. Gene Ontology annotation, biological process: DNA repair. The coding region runs from base 188 to 1453 and encodes 421 amino acids. NCBI's taxonomy places the organism in Eukaryota, Viridiplantae, Streptophyta, Magnoliopsida, Sapindales, Anacardiaceae. Gene Ontology annotation, molecular function: ATP hydrolysis activity; ATP-dependent DNA damage sensor activity; ATP binding. The transcript is spliced from 8 exons.